Messenger RNA from Brienomyrus brachyistius, 3249 nucleotides. RefSeq names its product protein FAM214B-like. NCBI's taxonomy places the organism in Eukaryota, Metazoa, Chordata, Actinopteri, Osteoglossiformes, Mormyridae. The coding region runs from base 151 to 2001 and encodes 616 amino acids. The transcript is spliced from 7 exons. The record is from RefSeq and is a predicted model, not a curated record.
GGUGUGCUGCUAUGCUCAUUGAGUCGAAAGCAGGCUAACCGUUGACAGGUCCUCCUAAGCCGGAGAACCUCUAUCUAAGCCUUUUGCACUUUCAAUAGUAUAUAUAUUUUUACUUGAUUGAAUACCUGAAACACUAGAACUGAAGGAAAAAUGCGUCACAUACAUGUGGAUAUUGCACGUAAAGAGGCCCCGGUGGAACUUCCAGAGCAACAGGGGGACUUGCCUUCCUCUAAUGGGGUCAUGGUUGCCGCUGGGACUAGACAUACGCUGACCAGACCCUUUGGGGAUGAGGAAAUCAAAUUGCAAAAGGUCUAUCAGCUUUCAAUCUUCUCCCAGAUGGGGCGAUUCAGUGAGGUCUCUGAAGAGCAGAGGAUAUUGAGGCCUGGAAUGAAGAGAGGACUGGAAGGGCCAUUGCAGAGCUGUAAGCGUCCUCACCUGGAAGGGGAGUAUACUGAAGUCAAGUCCACGUAUGAAUCUCCUGUGGAGGUUCUAGAGGGUGAAAUAUUGUGUGGGCAGCAUUUCUCCUGCACUGCCACACACUUGAUUGAGCACACAGAUGGUGUGCCCACCCAAGCCUGCUCCCAGCCCGCCUUACCUAACAUCCCCUUAAAACAUCCAACACAGCACAAUCAAAAUGGGCUUGUCCCAAAUGCACAGACCACGCACUCCUCCGGAAACAAGCUCCUGGCAGUAGAUUCUGUUCAACUCCGAAGCCCUGUUUCCCAAACUUUCCUGGCCAGGAACACAGCACAAUCAGUGUGUGCUAUGCCUGACUGCACCCUAGGUGACCUGGGUACUGAAGGCUGUAUCAAGAGAGGCUCUGCAGAACCGCAAUUGCCCAGCAAUGCAGAGCUCACUGACCAGGCAUUUGGAGUUCCAGCACUAUCUAUUACCUCAGACCUCCAAAGACACUUUGAGCUUAGGGAUAUGCAGGCUAACCGAGAAUCAAGUCCCCUGAAGUCCAAUGGUUUGCAGGCUGUCCACACCAAUGGUCUGGCAUCCUCAGAGAAAACCCCUGUAUCCCUACCAAUACCUUCUUCCAGCCUGUCUACUCCUAGUACGUGCUCCGCUAGGAAAAAGCUUCUGUCUUCCAGUGAUACAGGGGAGUCCUGCUCUGAAGACGAAGGCCCGUCUACCUCCAAGAGAAGCCGUCGAGGCCUGCAGGCCCCCGGCUUGUGCCUUGGAGCCUUCCGCAGUACUGAUGCCAAGGCUGCCCCCUUUUGGAACCACCUGCUGCCCUCCACUCAGGAGCAGCCCAAGAGUUCAAGCAACUGUUCCAAAGUGGGAUCGAGACUUAAAAGCAGCAUUCGCUUAAAAUCACGUCAGCUGCGCAGUGGACGCAGGCGAGAAAUCAGCAGCCCCUCUCGCUCCAGCUGGCCUUCUGUCUCUAUUAGCCGCUCCCUCCUGGGCAACUUUGAGGAAUCUAUUCUGAAGGGCCGCUUCUCGCCGUCGGGUCAGAUUGAGGGCUUCACUGCCGAGAUUGGAGCUAGUGGAUCCUACUUCCCACAGCACGCCACCCUGCCUGUCCAAGUCACCUACUACGACAUCUCUGAGCACAGCGCCCCAUCCCCCUUCCUGGGAGUGAUCUACCUAGAGGCUCUGGGAAAGAAGGGCUACAGCAUCCCCAAAGCAGGGACACUCCAAGUGACCUUAUUUAACCCCAACAAAACAGUGGUGAAGAUGUUCCUGGUGACAUAUGACUUUGGGGAUAUGCCUGUAAAUCACAUGACCUUCCUGCGCCACCGCAUCUUCCUGGUCCCUGUUGAGGAAGCAGAAGGACAAGUGGCUAAUGUAGAGGGAACGGCCAUGGAUAGGAAGAAAAUUCUCUGCUACCUGAUGCACCUCAGAUUCCAGAGCUCCAAAUCUGGGAAAAUCUAUUUGCACGAUAAUAUACGGCUGCUAUUCUCCCGCAAAUCCAUUGAGGUAGACACGGGAAUCCCUUACGAGCUGAAAUCCUUCACCGAGGUGCCAAAAAACCCCAAAUAUUCCCCUCGAAUGUGAUGACUGCCCCCCCCAAAUCAGUUACUAGUGGACUAAGGAGCAGAAAAAAGGACUGCUUAUAUGUGAAAAGAAAGAGAUGGAGAAAUUUGAAAGACAAGCACCCUUCACAAGACUGAAUUCAGUGUUAACCUACAUGCCUCGUAACAAAACCCGCUUUCUGCUACUGCUGUUUUAGUGACAGUAUUGCUCUUUAUUCUGCUUACACCCUCAUGGGACCCGCAUCCCUGUCCCUGCAGCAGAAUGGAUGGCUGGCUGCUCUGUGGCUCAGCCCAGUGCCUCAGUCACGCACAGGGCAUCCCACACGGCCCACUUUUCUAAUUGCCGUCUGUGUCAAAACAUAUCUGGGAAAAAGAGUCAAACAAAAUAAAUGGGUGAAAUUCCAAAUGACAUUGGAAGGUUGCCGUUCUGAGAAAUAAAAUGGGAAAGGUUUUGUUUAUGGGGCGACCUCUUUAUCGUAAUGAACCAUACCACUUGUGUUUUGGCAGAAAUCGUCCAAUAAAACCUAUUGUCUUACCCAUGGGAACAGUAGCAUUGUAAUGAGGGAGAAUGGGUUAGUUGAUGCUUUGUUCCUUAUCUGGUCUUUUUUUUUGUGUACAUAGAGUGCAAUUGUGUAUUAGACCUGUUACCAUUAAGUGACAGGCCAAUAAAUAAUGCUGUUUAAUUUAUUAGUAUAGCUUAAAGCAAUAUGCUGCACAGUUAGUAUGUAAUGUUGAUUUGAAGUCCUUAAUGUACAGUGAAUUCUACAACAGUAGUAUGAACAACAAGGAAAGGCAUUUGUGUGGUUGGAGUAUCAACCUAAAGGCAUACUUCAUAUAUAUAUAUAUAUAGAUAACAUAUAUAUAAUUUUCAUUUCUAUUCCAGCUCCACGCCUUGCAUUAAAGCUGAGCAUUGAGCUGGAAAGUUAUUUCAUCUGCUGGCGUUCUGUCAUUUAUUUUCUGCCUUGUAAUUUCUGUUGUGCAAGAAUCCGGGCAAUUAGAAUUCUGUGCUGUAUUCACUGCUAGCUCACAAUCAUUAGCUACCUGAUAAGAUCCUAAGACCCAGAGGUAUUAAACACCAGGAAUGACUGUCCAGAGCAAGGCUUUAAGCUAAGACUGCAGACUGCAAGGAACAUUUUUUUGAUUUAAUUGUGAGAUAAAUUUUGAAUAUUUAACAAAGUUUGGAUGUUUAAUUUUUAACAAAAUCUGGAAUCCAGAAGUGUGAAACCAUUUUGUUAAAUUUUUGUUCAAUAAAAUCUAUUAUCUAUAGUAA